Halichondria panicea is the source of this 994-nucleotide messenger RNA. RefSeq names its product tetraspanin-33-like. The record is from RefSeq and is a predicted model, not a curated record. The transcript has 7 exons. Gene Ontology annotation, cellular component: plasma membrane. Bases 63 to 782 code for a protein of 239 amino acids. NCBI's taxonomy places the organism in Eukaryota, Metazoa, Porifera, Demospongiae, Suberitida, Halichondriidae.
CAUUAUUGGAGCAUAAUAGUUAGAGUUAGAUCAAGUUAUACUAUAGAUCUAGUUGUGAAUAGAUGGCUCGCAUUGUAAAGCUCAGUUUAUGUGGGCAGCUGCUGAGAGUGAGCCUCAUAGCUUUCAACGUGAUACUGGGGGUACUGGGUAUGGCCCUUGUCAUAGUGGGAAGCAUCAUGGUUGCCACGGGUAACUUGCUGGAGUUUCUGACUGGGAGUGUGAUAGUGGGUGGUGCAACCCUCAUCAUAUUGGCUGGACUAGUAACUUUCAUCAUCUCUGCCAGUGGGUUAGUGGGUGCCAUUCUGCUCUCAAAAACACUGCUUGGUUUCUAUUUAAUAGCUGUUACUCUGGUAAUGAUGUUAGAGCUGAUCACUGGGAUUUUGGGUCUCGUCCACAAAGACAAGAUUGAAGGAACAGUUACUCAGUUAGCACAUCGAGCCAUUGAGGACUAUAGACUCAACAAAACUGAUACAAUCAAUGCAGUGGAUUUAAUACAGGCCCAGUUUUCUUGCUGUGGGUGGAACUCAUCAUUGGACUGGGGCAAUUCCUCUGUACCAGCCAGUUGUCAAUGCACAACGGCAGAUCUAUUCUGUGACAAAGAUACACUUUUAUGGGCGGAUGGCUGCAAAGACGGCGUGGUUGAGUUCGCUAAAGAGGGUGUUUUCAUACUAGCAUUAGUUGGCCUUCUAUUUGGUGCUGUGCAGGGUUUGUCAUUGCUAAUGAUGGGUGGUCUCUGUGUAUCAAUCAAAAAAAGUACAGAGACUUACUACAGAGUCACAUGACAAAACUCGAUCAACGAUUUUGUAACUAUUUUUCAAGAAGGGUAAUAAUAUCUAUUGUUCACUUUGACCUGUAUACUUAAUAGGAACUUUUUGCAUGCUCACUUGAAAUCAGGUUAUCAGUGUAAUUCUUUGUCUGUCGUAUUUUUGUACUUUGUUGUCUUAGGAUAACUUCAGUUACAGCAAGAGUACUGUACAUAGAAAAAUGAUUAAGC